GCUCUCGUCGCCGUCGCCGUCGCCGUCUCCGUCUCGGACUCCGUCUCCGACUUGCGACUCCAAUUCCGAUUCCGACUCCGCGCCUCUCGGACGAUCUUGGGCGUCGCGACGUCGUGACGCUGUCGCUUCGCGUUUCUCGUCUCCGCUUACGCGACAUCUUCGCUCCUCUUUUUCUCUCUCUCUCUCUCUCUCUCUCUCUCGGCCGCUGGCAACGCGACCAGGCGAGUUCUCGCCCGAAGGGACUCUCUCUCGCGCGCGGUCGCGCGAGAGAAAACAGUGUCGUCGACGAUUUCUCGAGCGAAGAACCGGACGACGAGGUGACACGUUCCUCCUUUACGGCGCGUCGCGAGUAGUGCAAAUCCCCGAGUGCCUUUGUCCGUCCCGCCACGCGAGGGAUCUCACAGAGAUCAGCCCACGAGAAUAUUCCGCGCUGGACAUCCGCGUGGGGAAUAUUUAUAUCCUCCCGCGGGGAUACCGCGAAUACUCCCGAGUUCCGCGAGGAGCUCCGAGGAAACGCCCGCUUUACGCCCGUCCUCGCGACGACCGACGACUCGCGAUCCCUUUUGCGCGCGUUCGACAGAGCCGUCGCGCUCACAGAGAGUUAUAGUCGAUGUUUUAUGUAUGAGAGAUAAAUAACACUCAAUCUCCGCAGAGAGAGGACGAUUUUCGGCCGACAUUUCGCGCCGAUGCACUCUUAUAACCGGAAAAUCGGUUUGACACUUUUAGACUUUAGAGCGAAAAAAAUUCCCAGCACGUUCCCCCGAGUUAUUUCGCGGAAUAUUCUCAGGCAUGCAUUCGGGGAUGCACUCUCAGGUGCCGGCGGGAAGAAAGCGGAUAUUCCCGGUAGUACGUGAAGUGGAUCGACUGUUCGACGGCUGUGUGAUUGAGAUCCUCUUCGUCCCGUGAGGUGGGAGGAUCUCGCGAAUGCGAGAAUCAUGUUACGCCGCGACGACGACGCGAGACCGUUUUUCCCGCGGCUGGCUGCCGCCCUGUGCCGAUAGUGAAUUUCCUUCCUGGGCCGAUCGUUGUUCCGGAAAUCGCGCACUGGCAAACAAGGUGACCGGAGGACCUCCUGUGGGCAAUGCACCGCCACCGCCUACACUUAUCAAUAAAAUCAAGUAUCAACCUGGUGGACCCGUAAUCAAAAAGGAUAAACGGCAAAGCAGCUCGAGGUUCAACAUAUCGAAAAAUCGGGAACUGCAGAAAUUGCCGUUGUUAUCCGAAACACAACAGGGAAACGAGCGGGAGGAACUUUUUAUACAGAAGCUACGGCAAUGCUGCGUCCUCUUCGACUUCGAGUCCGAUCCGUUGUCGGAUUUGAAAUGGAAGGAGGUAAAGCGCACUGCCCUCCACGAGAUGGUCGAGUAUGUAACCAAAAACAAAAACGUUAUUACCGAAGCGAUAUAUCCCGAAGCGGUAAACAUGUUCGCCGUGAAUUUAUUCCGGACGCUACCCCCGUCAUCAAAUCCUAAUGGCGCGGAGUUUGAUCCGGAAGAGGAUGAGCCGACGUUGGAGGCGGCUUGGCCGCACUUGCAGCUCGUCUACGAAUUCUUUUUGCGGCUGCUGGAGUCGCAGGACUUCCAGCCGUCCAUAGCGAGACGUUACAUAGAUCAAAAAUUCGUGCUGCAGCUCUUGGAGCUGUUCGACUCCGAGGACCCGAGAGAGAGGGAUUUCCUUAAGACGACCCUCCAUAGGAUUUACGGAAAAUUCCUGGGACUCAGGGCGUACAUUAGGAAACAGAUCAAUAACGUUUUCUACCGAUUUAUUUAUGAGACGGAACAUCACAAUGGCAUCGCAGAACUGCUUGAAAUUUUAGGAAGUAUUAUAAACGGCUUUGCUCUGCCGUUAAAGGAGGAGCACAAGGUGUUCUUGUUAAAAGUCCUGUUACCCUUGCAUAAAGCUAAGUCAUUAUCCGUUUACCACCCGCAACUAGCGUAUUGCGUCGUUCAAUUUCUGGAGAAGGAUCCGUCGUUGACGGAGCCCGUGAUUAGAAAUCUGCUGAAAUUCUGGCCAAAAACACAUUCCCCUAAAGAAGUUAUGUUCUUGAACGAGCUUGAAGAGAUCUUGGACGUCAUUGAACCAGCUGAAUUUCAGAAAGUCAUGGAUCCGCUGUUCAGGCAAUUAGCCAAAUGCGUGUCAUCGCCGCAUUUCCAGGUGGCGGAAAGAGCUCUCUAUUAUUGGAAUAAUGAAUACAUAAUGUCCUUGAUAUCGGACAAUUACUCCGUCAUCCUACCGAUAAUGUAUCCAGCUUUUUAUAGAAACUCCCGCAAUCACUGGAACAAGACGAUCCACGGUUUAAUUUACAACGCUCUGAAACUUUUCAUGGAGAUGAAUCAAAAAGUAUUCGACGAAUGUACGACACAAUACUAUCAGGAGCGUCAAAGAGAACGGAAGCUCAUGAAGGAUCGGGAUGAGGCAUGGAUGCGCGUGGAAGCGCUCGCGAUGAGGCAUCCGAACUAUAAUUUGGCAAAUAAAGGCACAACGAAUAACACAUCCUACACAUCAGCGCAGCAUAUAGAUAACUCACCGCCCGACGAAGAUGGUGAUACGGAUCAAACUCCGCUUACCUUGGAGAAAAUCGAAGCUAGAGCCAAUGAGGCGAAGAAAAUGACAAACGUGAACAAAGUGAAACCGCUUUUACGAAGAAAGAGCGAUUUACCGCAGGAUUCGUACACAAUGCGGGCAUUGUCCGAUCACAAACGCGCCGAUGAAUACCUUGUUACGCCGCCAGAUCCCAAUAAUUGCUAGUCUCUACCGCAACCCCUUCCCAUGUAUCCUCUGUUUUGCUGUAGCAACAUCGGAAGUUAGCUUUCUUUCUUGGGGGGAGAAACGGCGAUAAGAACGCGAAUAAUUUGGCUGACAGUCCCAUUAUGCGAAAUCAGCGACGUAUUAUCAUCUCAAUGUAUAUCGUCAUAUUUGCUUUUUUUAAGAAAAGAAGAGAGAACCUUACUUAUCCCGCCGCGCAUAUCGUGCGAUUCAAAGAUACAGUGUAUAGGUACUCGUAGAAGCUUGCAGAAGAAACUCGUUCUUCAUUAGAAAUGCGUUGUAUUUAUUUCUUCAUCUACGAGAGAAAAAGGCAUAUUGCGGUUUAUAGGAACUGUAAUAGCAUCAUCAUAAAAAGCGCGCAUUAUUAGUGAGCGAAAAAGGCCCUAAAAAUACAUUUACUUGUAGAAUCGCCAUUCAUCGGAAACAUUCUGAGGUGCUACCCUCUGCUAUGUCUCAACAAUAAGAUAAUAUAUGAAUAAUGUACGUAAACGAGAUUUAAUUGUGGAUACUACGGUUGUAAUGGAUUUGGUUCUAUUCUACAAGAGAUUUUAUAUACAGAUGAGGGUUAUGUGCGGGGGAAUGUGAUCGAAGAUAUAACACGUAUGCUCUCGAUGUUGUAACCCAUAACUAUUGCGCUAUGCGAGCUUGUUGUGUUAACAUCCUUGCGAAUGACGCGUUUCCAUUUAUGUGCAAAUGAUAUAUAUACAUAUAUAGAUAUACGUACUUGCUUUAACACUACAGGCUCGUUGUAGUAAGAGAAGAAACAAAUAAAUGAAGACGUAAAGAGGGGAGAAGAGUACACGCCGGCGCGCGUUAUCUUAGGAUGUAUAUGAUAGUGCUAUUUUAAAAAUAAUAGAUUGCUACGAGAAAAUCUGGAUACUUCUGAGUGUACUACUUUUGUAUCUGUUGUGCCUAGAUGCCUGUGGAAAAACAAAAAAGAAUAUGCCUCCGCGCGGGGCCUAUAUACUACGAAAACAGCAAGAUUAAGCAGCGAGUUUACAUGUCGCUUUGCCAAAUAUAAUCGAUAUUACAAGAAUUUCAGUAACGCUUGCAUAACAUGUUGUGUUGUUAACUCAUUGAUCUUGAGAUUAAUUGAAAGAUUAUACUGUUGCGGCCCAGAGGUAGGAGGGAGAGGAAUAAAAGAGAGGAGAAAGGAGAAAAAGAUUAAACAAUUUAGUCUUUGCGCUGCUGGCAGGUUGUUACGUUAAAUAAUUGUCGAGGAUACCUUGUUGAACAUAGAUAUGAUAAGCACUUAUAUUAAAUAUUAGAAAUUAAAACUACGGAAGAUAGAUUUAAAGAUAUUAUUAUUUACUUAUUAAUUAUUCCUAUUCAAGAGAGAGAGGAAUGGCCAUUUCAGCUAAUUGAUCAUUAAUUAGUGGUAUAAAUAUCAUUAUAAUUAUUAGUUAUUGUAUUAUUUUUAUAUAGUAACGAGACGAAUAAUGACGAAAAUAGGGUAAUAGUAAUAAUGUAGUAGCUGGUACAUGUGGCAAAAUGCCUUGAAUCCGUUUAGUCUAUCCGGAAAUCUACGUUUUUCCCAAAUUAGAUCGAUAAUGAAUAAAUCACGCAUUUCUUAGAAAAAAAAAAAAUACCGUCACGUAUCAGAGAGAAAGAAAGAAAGAGUGGGAGAGAGAGAGAAAGAGAGAGAAUUCUUAAUUAUACACCGUUAUGCACAGCAACUUCGAAAAGACAUCGAAUCAGACAGUCUCCGCGGAUGUGAAUGUGUACGCCUGCAAAAGCUUAAGUCGAAUCGUAGAGGACCGGAAGAGAAAGGAAUAAUCGUAAUAACACUACAAUUAAUAAUAAUAACGCCGUUAUUAAGAGGAUAUAGAGUUGCCGGAUCGUUUCAAUAUAAUAAAGACGUUAAAUCUUGCAUGGUACCGUGGGAGUUCUUUCAUACGUAUUAUGCGUAAAGCGUUUAUAGGAGCGUUCUCAUCCGCGUCGUGCAUCUUUUUAUUUCGACAAUGAUCCAAACGGGGAUUGGAACCGGUAUAAUUUCGAUUUUAGGUCUCGACGCCGUCUUAGAGCAUGUUCUAAGGAUGCCAUAAGUAUCCAAAAAAUGAUUCACAUUUUUUUUUAUUCGUUGACAAUAGAAACGUGACAAUCGAACGACUUCUCAGCUCUGUAAUUGAAAAUUGAAUCGUACCGAUCUCGAUACGAUCCGAUACAGAGACCUUCAAACAGCCGCACGAAAACGGGCCUUCUUUCUUCUCGUGCGUCUGCAGCCUCUAUUUUAUACAUCGAAAUAAUACCGAUUCUAAUCUUUGAAAAUUCAAAUCGCCAGAAAUCGUAGUCAAAGAGAGUAUCUCGACUGAAUAUGCAGUAUAGGGUUAAACAACAUUCUCCAUCUCCAUGACUUUCUCGAGCGCAUUCAAGAGCCCUCAAUUGAAUCUAUUUAUAUGCAGCGAGAAAAGACCUCGUCGUGCGCAGUUUGCAUUUCAUGUACCUGCAUAUAUCGUGUAAAUAAUAUAAUUAUUUUUGAACGCAUUCUUCCUUCUCAGUUCCAAAGACACGCUCGUCCCGGUGAGCGUCGUAGUAAAAGGAUUUAGCGCGAACUCUUUCCGAACAUUAUUUUAUUUCUCUACCUGUUAUAAUAAUAUAAAAAGAACAGUUCGUAUUUUUGCAAACAAUAAGAAUAAGGUCAAUUAAACGGGCAAAAUUGGGUCACAAAUUAAAAUAACAUUUUAUUCAUAAGAAUUAAUUACGUCAAUCUUAGAGAUCUUGAUGAAAAGAUACAGAAGGAAACAUAAGUGUUCUUAAUGAGUAAUUAUUAGCUUUACGUUUAUUACACAAUGUAUGUAAUUCUUGUGAAUUAAAUAUUGUCUUUUCUAUAAAUAUCUCUCUCUCAAAUCGGACCUUCAUAACUGGAAAUCGUGGUCUCGCAUUUUGUCGGGUGCAUUUUCUGCAAUCACUCGGGAGCGCACUGGAAUUGCCUAUAUGGUGGUCAUGGCGCGUCUGCUUUCUGUACCAAAGAUCCAAAAUUCAAAUCAACAUGUCAGAUUGUUUUCGAUCCACCAUCUCUCGGAAGGUAAAACCGCCGGGAGUAUUCCUGCCAAGACACACUACACAAUAUAUAGAAAUUUACACAAAUGGAACAGCAGGAUUUUCAAGGACAAUUCGUGCGCUCUCGAUUGUAUAAAAUGUAGACCACGAGCUUCAAUCGUGAAAGACCUGACGAUUAUACAACAUUGUGUAAUAAACGUAAAGCUAAUAAUUUCUCUCUCUAAAACAUCUGUUUCUUUUAUUCAUUUUUUCAUCGAGAUCUCUGAGAUUAAUGUAAUUAAUUAAUAUUAAUUCUUAUAAAUAAAAUGUCAUUUUAUGACCUAUUUUGCUCGUUUAAUUGACCCGACUCGUUUUCUUCUAUCUUUUAUUCUCUCACAAAAUUUUUGUAAUCGUUUAUGAACUUGUCGACAAAAAUUUAAAGGAGAAACUUGUCAUUUCAUUUUUUUUUAACUUCUAUUCACGCAGAUUUUAUCUAAUUUUCCCUAGCGAGUCUACAACUGUAUGUAACGUGUGUAAUCACUUUGGCAGAUGCGCGCAAUACGUAUACACAGAACUCUUAAGAAAAAAAAAAAAGAAAGAUCUCUAUGUAAAUGGAUGAACAAACGGUGGCAAUAUUGUACAAUGUCCGUGCCGCAAUCCGAAUUCAGAGGGAUGAAGUAAGGGGAAACGGAAGAGAAUAUCAGAGUAUCGCAUAGACGUAUAUAAACAGACUUUACAAACAUAAAUUUCGCUGAGGGCAUCUCAGUUGUAAACAAAGAUAACACAUUUUCUAUGUGAUAUUUAAAUUAAUUUAUAUUAAUUUAAACUAUCCUUAUUAUACCGAAUAUAUUAUAUUAUAUGGAGCGCAUCACGAAUCCACGAGAGGGAAAAAUCCGCUGCUCUCUGUGGGACUACGGAGCAAUUUCGUUACGUCCGUUCCAUUUGGAUGUCGUUCGAACGAUCGAAUAUCGAAUUCGAGCGAUGAUAUUUCGUACACGUAUCUGCAAUUUGUUAAAAACAUAGUUUUAUAGUAAAUAAAGAGGAUUACGAGAAAAAAAAA
Messenger RNA from Wasmannia auropunctata (little fire ant), 6805 nucleotides. Its product is annotated as serine/threonine-protein phosphatase 2A 56 kDa regulatory subunit gamma isoform-like. Gene Ontology annotation, biological process: signal transduction; protein dephosphorylation. Gene Ontology annotation, molecular function: protein phosphatase activator activity. The record is from RefSeq and is a predicted model, not a curated record. Gene Ontology annotation, cellular component: protein phosphatase type 2A complex; nucleus; cytosol. Lineage: Eukaryota; Metazoa; Arthropoda; Insecta; Hymenoptera; Formicidae. The coding region runs from base 925 to 2748 and encodes 607 amino acids. The transcript has 9 exons.